AUCUAUAUCUCUCUGAAAGGUAUCAUGGGAGAGUAUGAUGAAGAGUUUGUACCGAAUGAGGAUCUCUCAAAUGUUAUCCAGAGAAUGUGGACAGAAGAUGACAACAGAGCUGUGGUUGGCGACGAUCUCGUAAUCAACAUGGGGAAGCGCACUUUCACCCGGGAUCAGUCAGAAGAUAGGUCAUCAGAGCCUCUUAUUGAGUAUGUCAAUGAAGAAUUGUUCCAGAGAGAAAGCUACAAAAGAUUCUAUGAUUUGCUUGAUAACUAUGAAAGUGCUGUUGGGGUUGAAGAGGUCAUGACUCAUAUGGAGAUCAUUGAAAUGAAGAAGUUUGUUGAUGUAGUUGUCAGUAGUCGACCUAUGAAAAUAGCUCAGGAGUAUCUGGUGGAGAAGAAUUGGGCACCAGCUGACGAAGAAAAGUUCAAAGAUUGGUUGUGGGAUGUUUGGUUCACAUUGUACAAGCGUGGUCGAGGAAGAGGAAGAUCCACUGGAGAUUCAUCUGGUUUUGAGCAUGUUUUUGUUGGGGAGAUCCGAAAUGGCUCAGUCAUUGGGUUCCACAAUUGGGUUCAAUUCUACAGACUAGAGCAGAUGGGCAAAGUCGAUUAUCGUGGCUUUAUUGGAGGGAAACGAAAGCAAGAUGAAGAAUUUAUGAUCACAAUACAAUUCUCUUGGGACGAAGAUCUUGCUGAUAAUGAUGAUGGGGCCGUUAAGGCAGUGGGUGGAACCAUGCUUGGCACAUCUCCAGAAUUCGAGAUGGCAAUGUAUACCUUGGCAUGGGUUUAUGGAAAGGAGAAUGAUGUGGUCAAUAUUCCAGUUGCUAUCGAGGAUCAAGAGUUUUACUUGAUUGCUCAUACUUUCAAGGGGAAAUACCUGGGUACAUGUUUCACCUCCCGUACACCCCAGGUGGAUAGAAGAAGAUAAUAUCCCUAUCAGUGAAACCAGAUGGUAUCUCCUGCUUUAAAUCAUUUAAAGGAAUGGUCCGUCUUGAGAUCUAUGAACUUAAAAAAUGCAUGCAUUUGUUAAGAGUUUUAAUUGAUAAAUUUUAGCAUAUUGGGUUGUAGAUAUGUUUAUUUUGUUACUUUUAAAGUUAGCUUAAAGAUUGUCGAGUAUUGUCUAUGUUUAGUACAAUUUUAAGAGCAUCAUUAAAAUUGAGUACCUAAUCAGUAAUCAUGAUAAAGUAAUUUAUGUGUUAUUGUACUGCCUGUAAUACAGUAAGUGUUGUUGGGCAGUGCCUUGUUCCACUUGUAGUACCAGUUGGAUCUAAAUUAACAAGAAUUGUCACGAUCCUGAUCUCCCUUAUCAACUCUUUUUCAAUAAACAGCACUUUCACAGUAUAUAUAUAGCAAAUAAAGUAAAUUUCUCUGAAACAGAAAUUAAACUUUCACUGAAUUAAAUGUAAAAACAAACACAAAUUAUAGAUUUCUUGAACUGGUCUACUGGAACGAGGUUGGCCCUUGCCAGGGCCUCAAGACUAACCUUUUAUAAGCUUACGUUUGAUUUAUAAGACGGAUAAAAGAUUUAUUAUACUACGUUAAAUGUUUCUGAUAUCAGUUUUUCCUGUCCAUGAUGCUGUAAUUUUAUUUUAAAAUAUAAAUCCUUCAGUUUGAGAUAAUAUAAACUAUAUGAUGUAAAAGAUUUUUUUGCUUUUUUCAAUUCAAUGAUUACAGUUCAGCCAUAUUUUCAAGUUUAUACAGGAUAUAAAACACUUUCUACCGAUUGGUUAUAAAUCAUAGUAAAUAAUCUAAGAUGAUCCUAAAUUGUACAUAUUAUGAUAAUGACGUUUUCUAUAAAUAUUAAUGGGUUGGCAGUUUUUAACUAUAAGAAUAUUUUACUACCGCACACAUUUCGAUGUUGAGAUAAUUUUGUAGAUUAUUUUAGAUUAUGAUUACGUUUGCAUUUGUAGUUGAAGUUAUUAAGUUUACAGUGUAAUAUGUAAAACUAUAUUGCAAAAAUUUUAUUUCAA
Bolinopsis microptera is the source of this 1960-nucleotide messenger RNA. Its product is annotated as poly(U)-specific endoribonuclease-like. The transcript is spliced from 2 exons. Bases 25 to 918 code for a protein of 297 amino acids. Lineage: Eukaryota; Metazoa; Ctenophora; Tentaculata; Lobata; Bolinopsidae. The record is from RefSeq and is a predicted model, not a curated record. Gene Ontology annotation, molecular function: RNA endonuclease activity.